AGAAUGAGCGCGUCUAUAGCGUAGUGACUGCUGCCAACCAUCGUAGGAGCCAACCUGGGUUCGCGUGUAAUGCACCACUAAAACGCGUCAAUCCGUUUCUGAUUCAAGAGACAAUGAUCAGGAAACCCAAGGCCGUUCAUAUUGCCCUUCUAUUACUCACCCUAUUAUCCUGCUUGGUUUACUUCCAACGAACAAGCAGGUUCUUUUCGAGCCAGUCCACCACCGUCAAUUCAUCAUUCCUGGCCAUCGAAAAUGCUCUUUCCAGUGCGAUUCCUGAUUAUCUACCCUCACCAACUAGCAAGAAAGACCACUUGAUUCACGAGAUGCAACAGUCUCUCCUUUGUGGACUUGAAACUAGAGAGCCAAUGAGAGGCAAAACAGCCGAAAACGUACGCCAGUUCAGAGGUUCCGUGUCUUCGUCGCCGUUGAACGCCUGUGACUUCACUUCGCUUACUAUUGAAGAUCUCUGCAAACUGCAUAGCGCCAAAGAAAUCACCUUCGUCGGUCCAGAACUCACGUACCAUCUCCAUCUCUUGUGGCUUCACGCUUUGUCGUCUCACGAACACAGACCUCAUCCUUGCAGAGGCCAAGAAUUCUGUACUUUUCAUCAGAUAUGCCAGGCGCCCUUCAACGAAACCAGCGGAAUCGAGGAAGCCAUCGACAGUCGGAACCAGCGCUUCCAGAAGGCACCCAGUAGCCGCGAGUUGUUUGAGUCGGGCUCCUCAGUUGUGCGAUAUAUCAUGUCGACCUCGCUCUAUCUCUCUGAGAACAAAAACGACCCGCGAUACACGCUACCCUACGUCAAUCCUCUUACUGGAGUUCGAGUCCGCGACACGUUCUGGUUCUAUCAGGCUCGGAAAGCUGAUGUUAUCCUGAUGAACCGCGGACCUAGCCCUGCACCUGCUUGGACAUACGAUGGAACUCAUCACGGCAACUGGACAUUCAUCGAUUGUCUUCAUUUGAAUGGAUCUGCUGCUGUCAACUUCACACCUCGUCUAGACGUCCGUAUUCGAAUUCUGAAUGCCGCUCUCCAUGUCACCCUCACCCAAUUUCUACCGGAACUGCAUCGUACGCUCAAGACUAUUCGCGCCAACCAUGAGAUCCAGCAAAGGCGUAAUCUCUGGAUUUGGCAUGGGAGCGUGCAGUGCAAUAGCGACAUUUCGACAAGCGAUCCUUGGUCUUUAUACUAUGAGGCUCAAGUAUAUAUGCACAAUUACAUUCUCCCCAAGAUCCUUCCUCACUACGGUAUCCUGUUCCUCCCUUUGCCGAGCGUGGACUCUGUGGAAUGUUGGAGGCUCAGUCCAGAUACACCUCUGGGAGACUCUGUUGAGCGUGACUUUUUCAGCCGUUUGGGCCACAUUUUUCGUAUGAGAUGACGCGAAGCGACGAAUC
Messenger RNA from Desarmillaria tabescens, 1392 nucleotides. RefSeq lists its product as uncharacterized. The coding region runs from base 114 to 1376 and encodes 420 amino acids. The record is from RefSeq and is a predicted model, not a curated record. The transcript has 4 exons. Lineage: Eukaryota; Fungi; Basidiomycota; Agaricomycetes; Agaricales; Physalacriaceae.